AGCAACGGGGGCUCAGCUGCAUCACCUCAGACUCGGUAGUAGAAAUUUCUUUGAAAAAAAAUGUUUAGGCUACCAACAGUACCGUGACGAAGGCACUAGAGUGUAAUAGGCCUCAUAAACCUGCUGAGGUUGAACAUACCAUGUGGAUGGUCCUGAUGAGAGUGUGCGCUGCCUGCUGACAAAAGAGGGGAAAGAGACGAGUGAUGAGCUCUGUGCGUCAGGACGCACAAGGCAGCCGCAUAUGGCCUGUGUACCCUGAUUUAAACGGGUGAUCUCGAAGGGGGAAGAGUGGACAGUUUGGGAAAAAGCAAGAAGAGGUGCGCAUCAGACAUUCAAAGGUCUGAUCUCCGCUCGCAUGCAGACGUUUUUUGCGAGGGUGGCACAUUUGCUCAUACCUUGUAGCAGUGGCGGACGGACUGCACGAUACUUCUGUUCAGUUAAUGUUCCUCCGUAGUUUCACGUUUCGGGCUUCGCCAGUGUCGUAGUCACUCGCGGGUCGUCAUUGCUACUACCAGGACGAUGGUGUCGUCGUUAUUUAUUUUGAUGCCCAGACGGGCGCAUUUUCGUGACAGUUGCUUCUGUCCUUAAGGAUUUUCUUUUACGGCUCUCAUAUUUUUGGUCUGGUGAUCUUCCCCCCCCCCUUCACUUUGUCCUUAUAUAUUCCGGUUUGUCUUUAAGAUAGCAGCCUAUUAAUAUUUAAUUCUUAUGCAUCCGCAUGAAGACGGCACCAGAAAGGAGAAAACGAGCGAUAACCGAGCGGGGGAAAGGGAGAAGGAGGCAGCUGUGGAGACAAACCAGAAUGAAUGAGACACUCUGAGCAGCCAAGAAGACGGAGAUUGGACAAAUCGAGGGUCACCGUCAGGGAGGGUGUGAGCUGAGGAAAGUGGCACCCCACGCACCCGUGCCUGCUGACCACCUUCAAGCUUUAGCAUCCGUCCUUUUUCCUGUCUCCCUGCUAAGCUUCAAACAUGGCUCUGGCGAUCUGGAUCAUCUUCAGCUCUUUUGUGGCUUUUAGCAACAUUGCCCCUUCCUCUCAGGCUCUAAGCCGGUCAAUGAUGCCAUUCGGUUUGAUGCGCCGGGAGCUGGCAUGUGAAGGCUACCCAAUCGAGUUGCGCUGUCCCGGAAGUGAUGUCAUCAUGAUUGAGACGGCCAACUACGGCCGCACCGAUGACAAGAUCUGUGAUGCCGAUCCCUUUCAGAUGGAGAAUGUGCAGUGUUACCUGCCCGACGCCUUCAAGAUAAUGUCACAGAGGUGUAAUAAUCGCACUCAGUGUGUGGUGGUCGCAGGGUCAGACGUGUUCCCAGACCCCUGCCCAGGGACCUACAAGUAUUUGGAGAUCCAGUAUGAGUGUGUCCCCUACAAAGUGGAUCAAAAAGUUUUUGUGUGCCCUGGGACGUUGCUGCGGGUGCAGGUGCCCAGCUCUCAGCAGGAGGCAGAGCACCAGGCGGGGGCAUGGUGUAAGGACCCUCUGCAGUCUGGGGAUCGUCUGUAUGUCAUGCCCUGGACCCCCUAUCGCACUGACAUGCUGUAUGAGUAUGCCUCCUGGGAAGACUUUAAACAGAACAGAGCCACGACUACCUACAAGUUACCAAACAGAGUCGAUGGCACAGGCUUUGUAGUCUAUGACGGUGCAGUAUUUUACAACAAAGAACGCACAAGAAACAUUGUCAAGUAUGACCUGCGUACACGCAUCAAAAGCGGUGAAGCCAUUGUCACAAACGCCAACUAUCAUGACACGUCGCCGUACCGCUGGGGAGGGAAGUCGGACAUUGACCUCGCCGUGGACGAGAAUGGCCUCUGGGUGAUAUACGCCACUGAAUCCAACAACGGACGACUGGUGGUCAGCCAGGUUAACCCUUAUACGCUACGCUUUGAAGGCACCUGGGAGACGAGCUUCGACAAGAGGAUGGCAUCCAAUGCCUUCAUGGCUUGUGGCGUUCUGUACGCGGUGCGCUCAGUCUACCAGGACGAUGACAGCGAAGCAGGCGGAGACCUGGUGAUGUAUGCCUACAACACCAAUCGUGCGCGUGAGGAGCCGGUCAACAUCGCUUUUCCGAACCCCUACCAAUAUGUAUCCUCUGUGGACUACAACCCUCGAGACAACCAGCUGUAUGUCUGGAAUAACUACAACGUGCUGCGCUACCCGCUCGAGUUCGGGCCACCAGACCCCACCACUGGCCCUCUGACCACCACCCAAGUGACCCCUACUCCACCAUCAAGAGCAUUCACCUCCAGUGCAAGUCCCUCUACCGUACGACCUCUGGCCCCCACCUCACGCCCUAUCGGUUCCAUUAACAAGCAUCCCGAUCUGCGUCCAAUCACAGCCACUGUACCUGUCACUCGCCGGCCACCUCCUCCUCCUGCUCCUCAAGGCCCAGAUCGGCCUUUUUGUGAAACUCAGCUCAUUCGGGGAAUCCAGUGGCCAACCACUCAGCGAGGGGAAACUGUGGACCGUCCCUGUCCUAAAGGAUCUUUAGGCAUUGCUUCUUUCCAGUGUUUGGCGGACCAGGUCAUUUGGAACCCACGGGGUCCUGACCUGAGUAACUGCACCUCCCCAUGGGUCAACCAGGUGGCACAGAAGAUAAAGAGUGGGGAGAAUGCUCCUAAUAUAGCCAGUGAGCUGGUGAACCACACGCGAGGCCGGAUCCAAGCCGGUGAUAUUAGUUCAACUGUCCGGCUGAUUGAGCAGCUGCUGGAUAUACUGGACGCCCAGCUUCAAGCCCUGAAGCCCAGAAAUAAAGAAUCAGCUGGACGAAACUACAAUAAGUUCCAGAAGCGGGAGCAGAAUUGUCGGGCAUACAUCCAGGCGGUUGUUCAGACGGUGGACAACUUGCUCCGUCCUGAGGCGCUGGACUCUUGGCAGGACAUGAACAGCACAGAGCAGGCUCACACCGCCACCAUGCUCCUGGAUGUCCUGGAAAAAGGAGCUUUCCUCCUGGCCAACAACAUGUAUGGGAACCGCUUCUCCGACCGAGCCCCCAGCGUCGAUCUGGAGGUGCACGUCGUCAACACAGAAAUGGACCUUCAGGACUUGUCAUUCCCACAGAAUUAUGCCAGCGACAGCACCAUUCAGCUGUCAGCCUCCACCAUCAAGCAGUACAGUCGCAACGGACAAGUAAAAGUGGUGUUCAUUCUGUACAAAAAUUUGGGAUCUUUCUUGUCCACUGAGAAUGCUACGGUGAAAAUAGAAAUGGAGGGAUCGAACUAUGAGAGGAAACGACUAGCGGUCAACUCCCAUGUAAUCGCCGCCUCCAUCAACAAAGAGUCCAGCAGAGUGUUUCUCACUCAGCCGGUCAUCUUCACGCUCAAACAUCUUCAGAACAAGAAUUACUACACUCCGAAUUGCUCGUUUUGGAACUACUCUGAGCGCUCCAUGACGGGUCAGUGGUCGUCGCAGGGCUGCAGGCUGCUGGACACCAACGGCACACACACCACGUGCUCCUGCAGCCACCUCACCAACUUCGCCGUGCUGAUGGCUCACCACGAGGCGGAUGGUCGAAUGCACGAACUGAUCCUGUUCGUCAUCACCUGGGUGGGCAUCGUCAUCUCCCUGGUGUGUCUGGCCAUCUGCAUCUCCACUUUCUGCUUCCUGCGGGGUCUGCAGACUGACCGCAACACAAUCCACAAGAACCUCUGCAUCAACCUCUUUAUCGCCGAGCUGCUUUUCCUCAUCGGUAUCGACAAGACGGAAUAUCAUAUCGUCUGUCCCAUCUUUGCUGGCCUUCUCCAUUUUUUCUUCUUGGCUGCCUUCUCCUGGAUGUGUCUGGAGGGUGUGCAACUGUAUCUCAUGCUCGUGGAGGUCUUUGAGAGCGAGUACUCACGCAAAAAGUACUACUAUCUGUGCGGCUACUGCUUCCCCGCGCUGGUGGUGGGCAUCUCGGCAGCCAUAGACUACAGGAGCUAUGGGACCAAGAAAGCAUGCUGGCUGCGAGUGGAUAACUACUUCAUCUGGAGCUUCAUUGGACCUGUGUCAUUUGUUAUUAUGCUCAACCUCAUUUUCCUCAUGAUCACGCUCCAUAAAAUGAUUCGCAAUUCUUCAGCACUCAAGCCAGAUUCGAGUCGUCUGGAUAACAUAAAGUCGUGGGCUCUUGGGGCCAUUGCUCUGCUGUUCUUGCUUGGGCUAACAUGGGCCUUUGGCCUCCUCUUUAUUAAUGAGAACACAGUAAUCAUGGCCUACCUGUUCACCACCUUCAAUGCCUUCCAGGGAAUGUUCAUCUUCAUCUUCCAUUGUGCCCUGCAGAAGAAGGUUCAUAAGGAGUACAGUAAAUGUCUGCGUCACUCCUACUGUUGCAGCCGCUCCUCCACCAACAGCUCCCACGGCUCCCUGAAGAACUCCGGCCUGCGCGCCAACAACCGCUACUACAGCGGCAGCCAAGCUCGCCAUGCAGCUGCCCACAGACAGAGUCGAAUCCGUAGGAUGUGGAACGACACGGUUCGAAAGCAGACAGAAUCCUCAUUCAUGGCAGGAGAUAUCAACAGCACUCCGACGCUCAACCGUGCGACCAUGGGCAACCACCUUCUGACAAACCCGGUGUUACAGACCCGCUCUGGUACAUCACCCUACAACACUCUGCUGGCUGAAAGCUUCACCCCCCCCUCACCUGGAGUCUUCAACUCCACAGGAACUUUCCGUGACCCAAAGAGUACACUUUCUAAGCCCCGUGACCCUUGUGGAAUGGAGACCCUUCCGCUAAAUGGUAACUUCAACAACAGCUACUCCAUGCGAAGUGGGCCAGCGGGUGGAGGUGGCGGCAGCUGUGACUUUCUUAAUGGCGGAGACACUCCUCCACCCAUUUUCAACCCUCGUAGUUCAGAAACCCUGGGAGGCGGAGGCACCCGGCGAAACCUCUCUGAUGCCGCAGCCUUUGAGAAAAUGAUCAUCUCUGAGCUUGUCCAUAACAACCUGCGAGGCGGUGUAGGCGGAGGACCUGCAGGAGGUGGAACUGACGCAGGGGACAGAACAUAUGCCAGUCUAGUUAGGGGACAUCCUCACUGCGGAGUGGGUCGGGGAACAACUGCAGGCGGACAAGAGCCUUCCAUCAGCAUGGAUGAGGACGAUGAGUUUCUGAGUGACGGACGGCAAAGAACACCUCAGGAUGUAGAGCUGCUUUAUAAAGCUCUGGAAGAACCCCUGCUGUUGCAGCGCGCCCAGUCGGUCCUCUACCAGAGCGAUCCAGAGGAGUCAGAGAGCUACACUGCUGACCUUACAGAGAGCCUCGGCAACAGUGGUCAGAGUGGUGGUGAGCAGGGAGACAAUCGAGCGCCAGACUCACCUGCCCACGACUCCCUGUACACCAGCAUUACCAACCUGCAGGACUCUCCCUACCCCGACAGCAGUCCUGAGCCGCUGGAGGUCGUGCCGCGUUCAGCUCAGCCACCUGAAGAGCUGUACUACAGCUCUGGGAGGCCUGCUCUCGGUUCUCGUGGGGCCCCCAUGCAGACCUUCUAUCAGGCCCCACCUCAAAGACCCAGCGGGGAGGGACUCCAGGCUCAGGAGCCCGCCCACACUGAGGGAGACGGACAGAUGCAACUGGUCACCAGCCUGUGACUGGAGUCUCAAGGAGGCUGUUGGAAACUGUCGUAACGGCCAAAGCCUCCUUUGAGCGGUCUCUUUCUCAUGUGUCUCCACUCUCUGCUUAUUUGGUUGCCUUUAUUUCUCUUGACUUUUAUUUAACUUACAUAUGAGAAAACUGACUGAGCUUCUGGGGGAGUCAAAGCUGACUCUGCUGAUGCAGCCUUUAUCGUCAACUCUCCCCCAUCGUCUGGAUAUGAGUGAUGGGUGUUUUUCAUCAGAGCUUUUGAUACCUCUGUGCGACCCCAGUUUUUGGUACCCUAAGGCCAAGUCCAGCACUCUGAAUGUACCAAUCCACUCCCCCCUUUACCUUUGGAUAUUUCAGAACUUUCAAACUUUGUUAAAAGAAAUUUAUGUGUUCAGACCUGCCUCAGUAGAUGAGGAUAUUGUUUUAUAUUUUGUCUCAUUUCCUUUUCUUACCAUCUUUAGAUCUUUUGUUUAAGUCAUCAUUUGAUAGGGGUAGUUAGCUGUGCAGACAGGGAAUAUUGUACACUAUUAUUACCUAAAAUGUCUCACAGAAAGCUCUUCAUCGUUGCCAAAAAUAUCUUUUAUUGAGCCAGAACAGAAACUAGAAUAUUUACAAGGCAAAUACACACACACACACGCACACACACACACACACUUGUUCUCUUUCUCUCUCUCUCUGUCACACACACACUCACGCAUCCUGAAGUGCUUGUUUCUGAACAUCAAAAAAAAAAAAAAAAGCAAAGACAAUACUCCAUUUAAGUAAAAGGGAGCAAAAGCUUUUGUUCCAAGCAGCCAGUGGGAGCUGAUUCAGUGUAGUUGCCUUCAUUUAGUCUCGCUGUGAAUCACAAGUGUACAGAAGUGGAGUACAGGUGGAGACAGAGACUGAGGAGGUGCUGUAUCACCCAUCCAGAGCUGGAGAGCCUACACCCAUAAGACUGGGCGACGCUCUCCGCUGUUCUCUGUGUUCGUUUGCUUUAGGCCUUUGAAACGUUAAAUGACUGCCUUGUUGUUGUUUAAAGAGAGUAUUCAGUUUCUAAAUCCCGGGGCUGCAAGUGCACAUUGCUGCCCCACUUCCCUUGUACUUUGCUGUUAGAGCCUAGAGUGAAACGGACUAUCUGUGUGUUCUUGUGGCAAACAGGACUGCAGACGUCACAGACACACUGAGCGACAGUUGGUAUAACCAUGUACAUAGAAAACCACACAUGAAUACUUUAUUCCUAUUAUGUAAAUACAAACACCAGAUGAUCAAAAGCAACAAAAAUAAUAAAUACUAUGAAAAUUACUUCUUGUACUACAACAAAUUGUUGAAGGAAAAGAAUAAAAUGCUUUGUGACCUGGAUGAAACACUCUAUCUAUCUCUCUCCCCCGGACCGUAAUCUCUCACUCUUUCCUUUUUUCUUUUUUUUUUUUCCAUGAAAUUCCUUAUCUAUUCAAUGGAGAGAGAAAAUCAGACAAAAAAGCGAGAGUGAUUAGGAUGUGAUGAAGAUUUUUAUUUUUUAUUUUUCAUAUCUAAAAGGGAAACAAAUCAAACAAAAAAUGUACUGGCACAAUUUUUUUAUGUGAUUAAAAUCCAUCACAUGUUAAUUUUUAACCUUCGACAUUUUAUAGGCUGAAUUUCCAAAAGCAGUGGGGAGAUAGUGCUGUGGGGCAAGCGAGAUAGAUGUUGUCAGAUGUCAUUCUGUGCCUCACCAGCACAUUGAAGCGUUGUGUGGUGACCAACUGCAUCCAUUAAGUGAUUCAGUUUGGCUCUUGUAUUAUUUGGAAAAUUUAACCAGAUGAAAUACUUUUAACAUGGGUUUUAGCAUGUAAAAUAAUGACAUUUGUUUUGCUGUCAGAGAAUAUUGCAUUUUGCUGUUUCUUAAAGAUAGUUUCAACAUUACUCCAGAGCCUUAUGUGACAACUCAUUAUUUUCCAGUGAGCAUGUGUGUGUGUGCAUGUAAGUGUGAAUGUGCUGUGUCAGAUUUUUUUUUUUUUUUCUAAGUGUGAGACUGUAUCGUGCACACAACUUCAACAGGCUUUUCUUAUCCGUGACAAGAAUUGAAUGCAAAUCACACAAGGCGAGAUACUCAUCUGUGAAAGUUGCCAUUACUCCUCCUCCUCAGACGGAUAUUGUUCUUACAGUUGUGGUCAUGAGUGAGGAGGAGGACGGGAAGAGUCAGAGUGCCUAGAGAGACAGGAGGUACCGCUAGAAGAUGAAAAUGACAAACCAGAUUGACUGAUUGGGAGGAAUAUUUCUAAUAUGCCACCUGAUGUGAAGCAAAAUUAGCCAUCAAAUGAUAAAUGCUUCAAAGGGUUCCUGUCAAUCGUUAAAACCCAUUUGACCUUUUAAAAAUGUCUGCCUUCUUUUAUGUUUUUUUUUUCCAGAAGUGUAUGUUUUGGAUUUUCUGUUUCUACUGACUUAAUCGCUAUGUUCUUUUUUUAAACUAUAUCCUUUUAAACCUGCAGCAAGUUAAAAAAAAGAGCAUGUGGUGCGAUGACACAAUUUGAAGAGAAGACAGACGCGUCUACCACAGUGUGACAUUUGGCUGGGACCUUAGUGUCCCACUUCUAAAGAGAACCCAAAGGACAGCUUUUAGCUGCAGCUCCUGGGGCUGAAAGAGAGAGAGGGUUAAAGACAGAUAAAGACAAGGGAUUACAAGGAUUUGCUACUAUUUCUUCAGGUUAUUCUAAUUACUCACCUAAGUACCAUUGUACUGGCUGUGGAGGAAAAUGAAGCUAAAAAAGGAGCCACUGGUAUCAUCACUUGAGCUGUAGGGGGAAUGUCUGCGGUACUCUUUUGAUUAAACAUGACCUGGAUAUGCAACUGAACUUGUGAACUCUCAGUGAUUACAGGUUUUAAAAAUUAGAUCUGCUCUUGUGGUCUGGUUUGCCAUGGUGAUGGACUGCUGAAGUGGAGAUCCUGUGGCACAGCAAUGAAGACCACUGAAUGUAUUUUUUGAAUGCAGGACUGGAGCAAGAACAAGUUAUUCCACAGCUGUAGUAGUAAUUGGAAACAAAUGAUUGCCAUCAUUACCUUAAUCCCUCUUUUUCUCAUUAUAACCAUCUUUCAUUUGCUGUAUUUGAUGCUGAUCUCAGCAGAGAAACACUGCACUGAUGACCCCCAACUAUCCCCUCAAAGGAAAAUAGGAAUUUGUAUCACCUUGGGUCUGCUUACGUUAAUUCUUGUGGCGCCGCUUCUUUUCCUGUUAAACUCAUCUGCAUUUUAAUAUCUAUCUCGAUAGACUGCAUUAGAACAGCACCUCUUUGUGAGUGUUAAUUUGUUUUGUUGAAAGCUUUGUUUAUCCCAGAUUAAUAUUUCAAUAAACAGAGAAGGGCGUUGCUCCGGUAAAUGAUAGUGAUUAUGCUGCAGAAGGUAUGCAGCCCACGCUGUUGGACAGUGUCUGGUAGUGUCUCACGCAAUGGGAGUUUCACUGCCGUUCAUAAGCCUCCAAACCUCUGAUUACAAUAAUAACUCUGUGGGAGCUAAUUUACCACAGAGAAUUCACCGUUCUCCAUCCUCUUGUUUUUGGUCUUUGUUUGCAGAUGUCUAAUGCGUUUCCCAUUCAAUGCUAAUGUCAAAGUUAACAUGUGCGCUUUAAUAGUUAGAACUGUAGGAUCCCAGGCUGUUGACACAGAGAUUUCCAAGUGCUGCAGCUAAGCAGAGACAGCCGUGGGAUUGAUUUGUCUUUAAUUAGAUUGGGAUUUCACCAGACUGUACUGUGUGCACACAUAGCUGACCCUUAUCCACACAGACAUUACCGUCUGCGUGGCCUAAGCAAAGACAAACCAGGAACAACAUCAGAAUGCUGUCAAAAUGACCUAAAGUGUAAAGGCCAGGUGCCCUGAUGAGUGGGGUGGUAUUUAGAAACUGAGAACUAAAUCCCGUCAGGUAUUGAGCCAAGUGGUUGUGACCCUUAUGAAGAUCAGAUAUUAAAAGACAUACAGUAUGUCAACAUUUAAUAAAAAAAAUUAUGGCUUGUAUCUUAUUGCAGUUAGAUUUAUUUUAAUUUCUGUCAUCAAGAAAUGUGUUCUCAAAAGAGGGAAAGAGAAUACCAGACAGCUGAGAAUAUGCUUUAAAAUAUCCUGAGAAUAACUGGAGGUCUAAUAAACACCCUACCCAUGAAAUUAAAAGCACUCUCUAACAAACCCACCCUACCUGUAAUUUGCCACUUGUGGUAAUAGUCAUCUAAAAAAAAA
Xiphophorus couchianus (Monterrey platyfish) is the source of this 9719-nucleotide messenger RNA. It is a transcript of the gene adgrl1a, whose product is annotated as adhesion G protein-coupled receptor L1a. The transcript has 26 exons. NCBI's taxonomy places the organism in Eukaryota, Metazoa, Chordata, Actinopteri, Cyprinodontiformes, Poeciliidae. Gene Ontology annotation, biological process: adenylate cyclase-activating G protein-coupled receptor signaling pathway; cell surface receptor signaling pathway; heterophilic cell-cell adhesion. The coding region runs from base 969 to 5549 and encodes 1526 amino acids. Gene Ontology annotation, molecular function: latrotoxin receptor activity; G protein-coupled receptor activity; carbohydrate binding. The record is from RefSeq and is a predicted model, not a curated record. Gene Ontology annotation, cellular component: presynaptic membrane; plasma membrane; axon.